CUGAACACUUUUUACUUUUUUUUCGAAUUUUUUCAAAAUUUCAACAGAUUAGAAACGUAUUUUAAUUAUGUUGAAGUUGAAACUAGGAAAUUAGCAAUAACUAGAAGUAAAAUUGUCUAUUUUAUUCAGUCAAUGCGAAUCAUAUUGCGUUAAAAUGGAACGUUGAUCGAUCUCAGGUUGCCAUCGUUUAGAAUUUGAUCCUCGAAGAAGAAAGAUAUCACCGUACAAUGGAUAAGGUUCCCAACUCUGAUGAGAGUUCAAACUUAGUGCUGCAAAAUUGUCGAAGCUUGGAGCGAUUUUUAGAUACAAUACGUGAACCGAGCCCUGCAGAAGACGAAAUCCUGGAAAUAUUGAAGAAAAAUGUUCAGCUCUUCGUUGCAUUCAUUGAGCUGGAGACUCAGUCGCUAAUUAAUGAUAUACCUUCGAACCAGCAACAGAAUCACAAGAAUGUAGAAGAAUCACAAAAUAAGAACAAAGUUCAAUUUUCGUUUAGUGAUUCGAACCUCCUCCGUGAUGAAAAGAGCACAGAGAAUCAAGCACUCGUUAAUUUACCAGCUCCACCCUGGUCAAAUUCAAAGAAAUCUAUUUUUCCAUCUUCGUCAAAGUCACAGCCUCAGGAAGCCAAUGCUAACAAACCGAAGACACGGAUAGAAACUAUGUUAGGGCUGGAUAUAUUCUCACUUCCUUUUUCUAAGACUAAACGUAAGAACGAACCUUCCUGUAAAAAGAAUGACGCUGUGACUGAGCCUAAGACUAAAACUAAAAACGAACCUUCCUGUGAAGAGAAUGAUGCUGUGGCUGUGCACACAUCUCCCCUCCUAAAGAGUUUGAACCAGCUACAGAAUCACAACAAUGUAGAAGAAUCACAAAAUAAAAACAAAGUUGCAUUUUCGUUUAGUGAAUCGAACCUCCUCCGUGAUGAGAAGACCACAACAAAGAAUUUGAACCAGCAACAGAAUCACAAAAAUAUUGUAGAAGAAUCGCAAAAUAACAACGAAGUUCCAUAUUCGUUAACUGAGUCAAACCUCACCAGUGAUGAGAAAACCACAGAUGAUAGUGAGAAACCAUCGAAAUGCAAUUCUGAUUUGAAAGUCGCCAGUAAACCUGCUGAUACGAUUGAUCGCACACUAAUUAAAGCACCACCUCCUCCAUGGCUAGUCUCAUCCUCAAAUUCAGAGAAAUCUUCAUCAUGUUCGCAGCCUCAGGCAAUUGAGGUAGUAGUCAAUGUUAUGGAACGGAAGAAACAGAAACCUCUUCCUGCGUCAGAUCUGCCAUCAUUACUCUCAUUACAAUUUACUAAUAGUGUUUCUUCCCUUCAUAGUGCUGAAAAGACCACGGAGGAUGGCGUAAAACCGUGGCUAAUUUCAGUCGUGCCAAGUUCCAGCUCUAAUUUAGAGGAAUCUACUUUGUCAUCUUCAUCGUGUUCGCAGCCUAAGGAAGCCAAUGCCAAGAAACCGACACUUCCUGCGUCUGAUAAGGAAGCCAAUGCCAAGAAAUCGGCACUUCCUGAGUCAGAUGAGAAAGCCAAUGACAAGAAACCGACACUUCCUGCUUCAGAUCAGAAAGCCAAUGCCAAGGAACCGACACUUCCUGCGUCAAAUAAGAAAGCCAAGGCCAGGAAACGGAAACGUCCUGCGUCAAAUCAGAAAGCCAAUGCCCAGAUAGAGAUACCGAGUAUUCCUGCGUUAAUGCAGAACACCAGUCCCGAGAUACCGAGUAUUCCUGCAUUACUUCAGAACACCAGUCCCGAGAUACCGAGUAUUCCUGCGUUACUUCAGAACACCGGUCCCGAGAUACCGAGUAUUCCUGCGUUGCUUCGGAAAGCCAAAGCCCAGGCACAGUUACUUCCUGCGUCAAUUCAGAUUCAGAAAGCCAAGAUACCGAAACUUCCUGUGUUAAUGCAGACACCCACUGCCAAGAAACUGAAACUUACUCCGACAAAUCAGAUACCAUUCUUCCCAUUCCAAAUUUCUGGGGUUCAUCCUACUAAAGGAACACAGAAUUAUAUUUUAGCUAGGCAUAAAUUCGGUAAUGGUACUGAUUCUAAAGUGGUAUUUGUUCGUGCUACAUUACUACUCGGCGAUGGUUACGUUUAUGGUGUUGGUACAUAUGUUUCGAGCUCAUUGUCAUUAGACCCCUUAUUGUAUAACAGUUCUUUAUCGAUUCCACAGCUUUCAGCGGCAAUCAGAAGGUUUAAACAACUGCCAGAAAGCGUUUGUAUAUCUAUCGGUAAUAUCGAAGCUGUGCAUGGGUUCAGUAUUUUUGCAAUUCGUCGUCAGUAUCUCAGUCUGUUACAGACUUUGAGCAGUUUGGGAGUACGCAGACUGCAUGUAUUGCCACUGGUGCCUGUUCCUAAAGGUUCGUCAAUUAACCACCUGGCAGUGGCCGAGAUGAUAGCGUCAGAUUGGUCGGAUCCUUUCGGUGGUCUGUAUAUUUUCGAACGCGGUAUUAUUCCUCCGGGCAUUUGCGCAUCUGACUUGUGCCAGCCAAUACCCAAGAAAACUAAGAAAAAAGCUUCGGGACCUUUAAUUACGGUAUGGAAUACACUCGCGGAUGCGAUUCAAAUACGGUUAUGUAGCUAUUAAUUAUUGUUCUUGUGUACCUAUUCGAAGAAACUCUAGAAUUGAGUGUGUGUAAUUUAAAAAAUUGUUUACCUACGAUAUCAAUUUAUACUUACUGUAAAGCUGCAAGAUAAUAUUGUUUAAAGAUGUUAGGUAUUUAUAUGAAUUACCUAUUCGUCGUAGUAAUUUGAAGUAUUUUUAUUAUAGCUGAUUCUUGUUUUUGAACUGUUGUUUACUUUUGUUGCGUAUUUCUUUUUUGAUAUAAUUUUUUUUGUGGUGUUUA
Molecule: messenger RNA, 2844 nt
Organism: Planococcus citri (citrus mealybug)
Lineage: Eukaryota; Metazoa; Arthropoda; Insecta; Hemiptera; Pseudococcidae
Product: zonadhesin-like
Exons: 6
Coding region: 228-2585 (785 amino acids)
Source: RefSeq, a predicted model, not a curated record